Messenger RNA from Parascedosporium putredinis, 522 nucleotides. The record is from the annotation of a GenBank genome assembly. Lineage: Eukaryota; Fungi; Ascomycota; Sordariomycetes; Microascales; Microascaceae.
AUGCCCAAUCCUGCGGGUUUGCCGGGCAAUAUCGGCCAAGACUCCGACCUGAUUGAGCCCGAACCCUCGCGGUGGACCAUCGUCGAUGUCUCUGAGUCGGACUACACGACCGAUGAUGAUUGCAGUCUUGUUGAAAUCUCUCGGGGCAUUCCACUCCACAUCAAUUUCACCGAGGCCAACACAUUUAGAGUACCAGAGAUUCACAUCAACUGGCCAACCCAGCUCCCUUGGUUUCAAUUCCAGGACCAAUACUUCACAGGUAACCCAAUACAGCCCCACCUCCAGACAUUCCUCUGUCCUCGCCUUGCCCACACAAAAGUCCCCUUCCUUGGCCGCCCCAACUCGGCCUACCUACCGCUCACCAAGUACCUAGAUGCCUUUACCAAAGCUAUAACGGCUCAUGCGUCCCGUCUCGCGGACCGCAGCACCGGCGCUUCCAGUAGCGGGGCCCUCAUGCUAUCCGCCGCGCACAGCCAAGCUCUCGCCCACCCCAAGUCGCGGCGCGCGUGGCGCAAGAACUGA